Dothidotthia symphoricarpi CBS 119687 is the source of this 858-nucleotide messenger RNA. RefSeq names its product Rhodanese-like protein. Lineage: Eukaryota; Fungi; Ascomycota; Dothideomycetes; Pleosporales; Dothidotthiaceae. Gene Ontology annotation, cellular component: mitochondrion. The record is from RefSeq and is a predicted model, not a curated record. Gene Ontology annotation, molecular function: thiosulfate-cyanide sulfurtransferase activity. The transcript has 2 exons. The coding region runs from base 139 to 849 and encodes 236 amino acids.
GCUCGAGCUUCCCCAUCCAUCCAUCCAUCGUCAUCCUUGCGCCUUUCCAGCAAUCGUCUACAAUCAAAACUCAAAAACCAUCUUCUCCUACGGAAGAUUCUCCCUUUCUUAUCUUCAAUUUCCUGCUCAUUCUUGCCAAUGGCUUCCAGGCAAUGCGUUCGCGCUUUGGCGCUCAGGCGUGCACCUGUUUUCGCCUCGAGAGUUGCGCCGGUUGUGGGUGGGCAGAUUCGUUUGGCUAGUUCGCGGGGCGCGGCGAGGGGUGUGAUUGGGGGUGUGAGGUGUGGGGUUGUGAGCUCGCGUGAUGCGCAGCAGAAGAGGUGGGAGUCUGGUGCUGCGGGACAGAAGGGGAAUACGGUGUAUGAGUUUGAAGAUGUCCUCAACAUCCUCGAAACACCCUCCUCCUCCCGCCUCCUCAUCGACGUCCGCGAACCACACGAAUACGACGCGAAUACUAUCCCCACCGCCAUCAACAUCCCCGUCUCAUCGCACCCGGAUGCGCUACUCCUCGACGACGCGGCGUUUCUGGAGACGUUCAACUUCGCCAAACCUCCCCUCGGCAAAGAGGUAGUUUUCUUCUGCAAAGCGGGGGUCAGGAGCAGGGCUGCAGCGGGCUUGGCGAGACAGGCCGGGUAUGUGAAUGUGGGCGAGUAUCCGGGGAGUUGGAAUGACUGGCAGAAGAAGGGUGGGCCGGGGACAAAGUCGCCGCCGAGCCCUGGAGGGAGGGGCGAGCCGAAAGAGGGCGUUAGUGAGAUGAAGCCGAGUGCGGAGGCGGAGAGUGGGGUCGAGGAUUUGGGUGCUCAGGGGAGCCCGGAUUAUGCUGAUGGUGGGAUUACGAAGGGGAAGCAGUAGGUUGUGGAC